This is a messenger RNA of Penicillium brasilianum, 2132 nucleotides long. NCBI's taxonomy places the organism in Eukaryota, Fungi, Ascomycota, Eurotiomycetes, Eurotiales, Aspergillaceae. The record is from the annotation of a GenBank genome assembly.
AUGAAGGAGAUUCCCAUCAUCCUGGAGACGACCGGCUCCGAAAUUUUUGAAGAGUAUGUUACUCAGUCAAACAUCGGAGAUGGCGAGCCCUCGAAAGGCCGACACGAUGACCAUCCAAUUCUCAUGGAAGAUGCAUCCAUGCCGAUAGCCGUGAUAGGAAUGGGAUUUCGUGGGCCUGCGGAUGCAACAGACACAAAUAGAUUAUGGCAAAUGAUUCUUGAAAAACGGGAAGCCUGGUCGCCAAUUCCCAAGGACCGAUGGAACAACAAAGCAUUUUAUCAUCCAGAUCAUGCUCGGCAUGGUACGAUCAAUGUAGAUGGGGGCAAUUUCAUUGCGGAAGACUUGUCAUUGUUUGAUGCGCCGUUCUUCAACAUGACAAGUGAUGAAGCAGCAUCUAUGGAUCCUCAACAAAGGUUGUUAUUGGAGGUCACGUAUGAAAGUCUAGAGAACGCCGGUAUUCCGCUGGCCCGAGUGACUGGCACUCAAACUUCAUGUUUUGUGGGGUCAUUCUGCGCAGACUAUACCGAUCUACUUCUUCGAGACCCCGAGUGCGUGCCAAUGUACCAGUGCACAAAUGCCGGCCAAUCUCGUGCGAUGAUGGCAAAUAGAGUACCAUACUUCUUCGACCUAAAAGGUUCCAGUGUCACAGUGGAUACAGCUUGCUCUGGUAGUUUGGUGGCCCUGCACCUUGCGUGUCAGAGUCUGCGCACGGGAGAUGCAUCCAUGGCGAUCGCUGCAGGCGUGAACUUGAUUCUAAGCCAUGAGUUUAUGUCUACGAUGAGUAUGAUGAGAUUCCUCUCCCCGGACGGGCGAUGCCAUACGUUUGAUGAAAAAGCAAGCGGAUAUGCACGUGGUGAGGCAAUAGCUUGCCUCAUACUGAAACCGCUGGCUAGCGCACUACGCGAUGGGGACACAAUUCGAGCAGUCAUCCGCGGAACGGGAUCAAAUCAUGAUGGCCGCACGCCGGGAAUCACUCUGCCGAGUCAAGCUGCCCAGGAAGCACUGAUCCGAGACGUCUACGCUCGAGCUGGCCUUUGCCCAACUGAAACGGAAGUUGUUGAGGCGCAUGGAACAGGUACACAAGCUGGUGAUCCGGUUGAGAUUGGUGCUAUAGCCACAUCUUUUGAGCUUGGACAUGAUCCGGAUCGUAUACUGCGGAUUGGGUCAAUUAAAACAAACGUUGGCCACGUCGAGGGGGCGAGUGGAGUGGCCGGCGUUAUCAAGGCCAUCUUGAUGUUAGAGAAUCGGGUCAUUUUACCGAGUCGGAAUUUUGAGACACCAAAUCCGCGAAUCGCAUUUGAGGAGUGGAAUUUGAAGGUUCCUCAAGUCCCAGAACCGUGGGAUACACCUGGGCCACAUCGAGUAUCAGUCAACAGCUUUGGCUACGGCGGUAGCAAUGCUCACGUUAUUGUGGAGGAUGCUCAGGGAUAUCUAUCAGAGCGUGGGCUACAGCGAUGGUUUCGAGCUCCGUCACAAAUCACGCGAAAACGACAUCUCGUCCACGAAUACGUCGAAUGCCCUGACUCUCCGCAACAAAGAGUUUUCAUGAUAUCUGCAUUUGACGAGCCAUCUUGCAAGUCCGAGAUUGCGACUCUACGAGAUUACCUAGAGUCAAAUAAGGAUCUUAUUCGGGAUGACUUCUUGGAUGAUCUGGCUUUUACACUCAACGAGAAACGGACGAGUUUCAUGUGGAAGACCGCCGUGAUAGGCUCGUCAGUUACGGACCUGUGCCAUUCGCUCUCAGACAGCCUGAAGAUUCGGUGCUCAGCUCAGAGACCUACUCUAGCAUUUGUGUUCACUGGACAAGGGGCACAAUGGGUGGGGAUGGGCAAAGAGUUGCUUCACACAUAUCCGGCGUUUUCAGAGUCAAUAUCCAGGAUCGAUAAGUAUCUAGCAGAGCUCGGGGCUCCGUUCUACGUGUUCGGUGGGUUAAUUAUUUCAUCCUCGUGACAUCUGUAACUUGACUGAGAGCUGAAUGUCUUAAUUAGAGGAACUUUCCAGAAGUCCAGAGGACUCUCAAUUGAACCACCCGCUCCUGAGUCAAGCCAUCUGCUCAGCUUUACAAAUAGCUCUUGUUGACCUUCUUGCAUCGUGGAACAUAUAUCCUGAAUCAGUGACUGGUCACUCUAGUG